UCGGGAGGUACGGGCACUGCCAAAUUGCGUGCUCGAAAACAAAGAAAGCAGCAGAAGCAGCGGAUCAGUUGUACCGGUAGAAAAGCGAGGCUGGUGAUGAGGACGGGAGGGGAGGAACGAUGAUUUCUCGUGGCCUGAACGCGAGCGGGCUGCUCAUGCCCGAGGGAAUUCCGACCGGCGUCGGAAGCCUGUGACGGUGCGGUGCCUUGCGGUGCUCGGUUUGGGUGUUACGAUCCACCCGUCACCGGAAGGUCGUCAUGGCUUCAGCUGUCGAGGAUUUUCUCAGACCUAUGCCGGAGGAAUUGCUGAUCUACGUAUUCAGUCGAUUAGAUUCCCGACUUUUAGCCGUUGUGGCAUGUGUCUGCAAGGGGUGGCGAUCCGCGGCAUGUGCAUUAAACUGUUCUGCCCAUUGGUACCGGUCUGCGAUGUCACAAAAUCUGCAAUUAGAGGAUGCGAUGGAUGAGCUUCUCGGGGAUGUUUUAGCUGCUCCAUUCUGGCCCGACUUUGCCAUUGUGUUCGCGGGUGAGGAGGUGGAUCUCAAUCAAGUAUCGGAAGUGGUGAAGAGGAGGCUUCCGAAAGGCUUACCUUUAGUAGCGUGCAACACAACAGGGAUGAUGGGAAGGGAUAUUGACACAGGCUUGUCUGUAGAGAACGCACAUACCAAUCAUGAUGGUGAAGGCAAUUGGAAUUCGCACGCUGUUUCUUUGUCAGUUGGACGCUUUCCAGGAGUGAAUGUGAAAGCUCUGAAACUGCGAAAUUCGUUAUCAGAUUCAGAAGUGAGGAACUUUGUUGCCACAGCUAGUACAUUGUCAAGCCGAGGCCGCCCUGGGCAUCAUCCUCUAGCUAUUUUGCUUUUCGCUGAUACUUCAGCUGAAUUUACACAGACUCUCAAAGAAUUAGACAAAGCUUACGGAGGAAAGUCGGCUAUAGGAGGAGGUGUUGUCGGUUUGAUUGAUAAAAGAAAGAGUCUGCUUGUGCACUCUAAUCCUGCACAGUUGGUGCAAAGAACUAUCGAUUCAAGUGGGACACCUGGAAGUACCUGUCACUCAAGUUCCACAAAGGUCGGCAAAUCCAAAGGAGACCUCGAUGAUACUAUUCAUGGAGAUACUGCUUGCGAUUUUGUUGCACUUGCUUUUACGGAGGAUAUCAGGUUCUCCAAAAAUGAUACAUUGUCUGGUGGUCGCUUGAAAUGCGCUGUCGCAGCAUCAGGAAUCUUAAAGGCAGUCGGGCCACUUUACAAGGUUAUUUCAUCGAGGGUUUCCUCAACCCAUGAGAAUGUUCACACAAACAUCACUUGUGAGAGGGACGGGGAACUUAUGACUGCCGAAGACGUCGCAGAGGAAGUUGUCAAGCAGAAUCAUUUGCAAGAGUCGGGUGCACUGACUCAUAUCGGAGUUUUCCGACCACGCUCACGACAAAAUCGGCCACAUUUUUCGCUUCACGAAGUACUCAGCACUACUGAUCUAUUGACUAUCAGCGAAGCAGGCGUCAGAACGAGGGACUGUUUCCGCUUUUAUACUCCGUGUAUAGAAGUCGAUGUUGCCGUGGAGUCGAUGUCUAAAACCCUUUUAUCCAUGCUGUCGUCUGACAACGUCAAUGACAACACGAAGAUCAUAGCGAGAAAAGCAUACCCUUCAAUGAAGCAAAGACCAAGACGCAAAAUCAUUGGUGGACUCGUGUUUUCAGGAGAAUAUUUUUGGAACCAUGUGUUUUUUAACUACUGUGAAAUCGCCGAUUUUCAUGAUAUCUUUCCCGACAUACCUAUCUCAGGAGUUACCUGCGACUGCCAGUUUGGACCACCUGCAGUUCUCCCGGGUGGCACCGAUGUCGAGCGAGAAAGCACGCAGGGUAAUGUCAUGGGCAACUUUUUUAGCACAACCUUCUUCCUGUUUUGCACCGAUUGAGUGUUUGGAUUUGAUUUGAAUUUAAAUCGUCAUCAGUGAGGAGGGUGAAAAGAAGGCAGUAGUAGCAGAUUAUAUUAUAGUUAUUAGAUUUGGUAGCCGCUUAGCGUUUUAAUCUGAAGAGAAAUGGGAAACUCGAAGGGAAAGAAUUCAACUUUAGAGCAGUAGACAAAUGUAUUAUUUGCCACAUCGGCGAUUGUUCGAUUAUAUAUGUCCUUUUCAGUGGUCUUCUGCU
Molecule: messenger RNA, 2136 nt
Organism: Marchantia polymorpha subsp. ruderalis
Lineage: Eukaryota; Viridiplantae; Streptophyta; Marchantiopsida; Marchantiales; Marchantiaceae
Source: the annotation of a GenBank genome assembly